CGGUGAUAAUAGUGCGAGCGCUGUUCAGCAGGAAGUCAAGCCAUAUCAGCGAAGUACGCAUGCGCCACAGCCCUGCACAAUCUAGGGCUGCGUUUCUCCUCAUAAAACGAUGAACAAACUGGAUAGCUGUUAUAUGAAAGCAGCCCCCCUCUGCAUUCUGCUCUGAGUGUGAUGGCGACCAAUGAAGAGGUCACGAUUUCGAUGGCCGAGGUGGUGAUGAUGAAGGCUGACAGUGAAGAAGACCCGAAUAAGACUCAGGUCAUCCUCCAGCUCCAGCCAAUCACCACUGGAGAUGAAUCUGCUGAAACAGACGCCGCUGUCAUGGCCGUUGAAGCACAUCCCGAACCAACUGAGGGAGAGGACGUGGAGAUUGGCUGUCCGAUAACGUGCGGUGACUGCAAAGCUGUGUUGCUAGUGAAGAAGUUUGUGUGCCCGGGAAUCAAUGUGAAAUGUGUGAAGUACGAGGACCAGCUGAUUAGCCCGAAGCAGUUUGUCCACAUUUCUGGAAAAGCCACUCUGAAGGACUGGAAGAGAGCCAUCAGGAUGGGCGGAGUCAUGCUAAGAAAAAUGAUGGAUUCGGGUCAGCUGGACUUCUACCAGCACAGCACACUGUGCACCAACACGUGUCGCAGCACAAAGUUUGACCUUCUGAUCAACAACACACGCUUCCCUCCUGAUGGCUCGGGACUGACCACACCGACGUCCUCUCAAACUCAAGUGGUUCUGGGUAAUGGCGGGGCCAUGGGGGAGGACAGAGCCGAUGUUCUGAGCGGGAAGGUGGACUGGAGCUUGAGCUCACUGGAGUCUGCAGACAAGAAGGAAUCUAACGAGAUCUCAGAGGACACGCUGAACUUCUGGAAGGGCAUUGCUGACGUGGGUUUGCUCGGUGAAGUGGUCACGAACAUCAGCACAGAGCUGCAGGAGCUGUUGAACGGCGUGCAGCAGCGCAAAGAGCCAGCUGCUUUACAGGAAACCGAGGUGGCAGUGCUCAGUAACCUGGCCCAGGUGUUCGGCCUACUCGACUCGGUGAAGAAGAUGCUGGAGAGGAGGAGGCAGCAGACGGAUCCCUGUCAGGAGCAGAUCCUCAGCAUACUCAGCCACCUGGAGGUGCAGCUGGAAGAGCAGAGGAAGCAGCAGCAGGUGCAAGCUCUCCUGUCCUGUCCUCAGCCGGCCAAAAACAAAACUCCCACCAAGCGUCAGACCAAGCGACCUCGUCUCCAGAGGCCCGCCUCCACAACCACCCUCCUGACCUCUCCCAUCAGCCAGCAGGCCACCCUGCAGCCACAGCAGUUCACCGUUCUCUCCCCCAUCUCUCUGUCCUCUGUGGGUCAGCCGUUCACCAUGGCCGGCCUGCCCAUCGCCUCCCUGGCUCAGUCCUCUAACACAGUCACCCUGCUCCCCGCAGGCUCGCAGCUCUUCACCCGCUACAUGGUGGCCGGGGACGGAAAGACGGACACUAUCACCUUGCAUCCAUCCUCUGGCCUCACGCUGGUGGGCACCACCCCAAUGCAGGACUCCAGCCAGCUGGGCACUAUGGUGAGCCCCUUAGAGUUAGUGCACCUGAGCCAGCAGGCUGGGGGGGCAGAGAUGGUGCCCAUAGAAGGCCAAGUGGUGGACAGCACCAUGCUGGUACAGCAGGAGGUGAUGCAGGGCGAGGUGGAGGCUGGCCAGGAGCACACGGUCAUUGAGAUUAACCCAGCCCCGAUGGAGCAGGCAGUGGGAGUGAUGGAGCUGCAGCUAAGCGGGGACGGGAUGGAGGUGACGAUGGCAGCAGGGGUGGAGGAGACACAGUGCCAAAUGCAGGAGGCGCAGACUGAAGGGGUUCAGGGGCUGCAGCUGGAUGCCAGUGGACAGUUGUCAGGUGUACAGAUCGUGGUCAUAGAAGAAAAUACUCAGGAAGAAAACAAGGUCAAAUGAGCUGUGACUCCUGUUUUACCCUGCAGAGCAGGAGUGGACUCAUCCAGCUCUUGCAGACUCAUGAAACUGUAAAUAUAUAAAAUCUCCAAAUCCACAACUCGCCUUGGCCUCCACCAAGCACUAGGGUAGCCAUUUUUUUUCUAUUUUGGUGUGCGUGUGCACAAGCAUCUCUUAACUCCUCGACGAUUUCAAUUGAAACAAAGCAUCAAAACAAAGUAUAUACUGUAUGCUUGUGUUAGAUUAGUAUUUAAAUGAUAAUUCUUGUUAUUACAACUCAGGUCAAAGGUUUCUUAUCUUGCAUUAUUUCCAAUUGUUACAUGGUGGUCACCAAGUUUACUGCUGAGAUAUGAGAAUGUUUUUCUAAGUAGAAGUCAGACUGGGGAAACAAACAAGUUGUCAGACAUUUCAGACGAACACAUCUUGAAUGAAAAACAUCGUUCAUGAACAUCCUCCGCUGUUUGAACUUCCUGCUCGCAGCCAGCUGUACAGAGAUGAACAUUUUAGUUGGCCUCACUUUAGUUUGAAGCAAUGUUUUGGCAAACAAAAGCUUAACAUGAUUAUCAGACUAUUUUAUGGUAACAGCCUUAAAGGAAUGGAUUUUGAUUUAGCGAUAAAUAUCUCAGCGAUAAGUUAGCAAAUGUGCCAGAUCAAGAAACGUCCACACAACUGGUUGUUGUUUCUCAUCAGUGACAGGGUUGGAUCUUUAUUGUAAGUGUUGGACAAUAUCACAGGAAGGAUCCCCGCUGACAUAGAACAGUUUGUUACAUUUCUAACCAGUAACAGAUGUUGUCCCUCCAACAAAGUCCAUCGGCAAAAACAAGUAUUUUACAAAACGGGACAAUGAAAUUUGUGUUUUGAUGUCCCCUGCUUCAGUUGUUGCUGUUAUUUGGUGAUUUUAAGGACAUGAACAAACAAACCAAAUGAACAGGUAGACCAGCAGCAGCAGAUUUUUUUUUUACAGUGGAGUCUGGUGUUUUUGUUUAAGAAGGGAUCUAUUUUUGUAUGUGUCCUUUCUUUAAUGUUGCUUCAGACACGAUGAAUAAUAAUAUGAACUGGUCAGUGGUAAAAAUACUUGUAUACCACAUUUGCUGUGGGCAGUGUUGUAUAUAUAAUAUUCUACAGCACUAAAAACAACAAUAGGAACCCCUGGUACAGCCCCAUGCUCGUCCGAUCAUCUGGUCUUUGCUCAGUCUGACUUCAGUAAAGAGCUGCCCCCCUGAUCUCAGAAACCCCCCCCUCAGUCAUCCAAAUCUGCAGAAACAUGGCCAAAUGUACACUAUCGCCUGAGUUGUAAUAACCUGGAGUUAUCCUAAAGCCUCUAUGAACAACAGUAGGACUAGAGAACAAACUGUAAAGUCAACAUGCAGGGCUGUGAGGGUUCAGCAGCCGGCCGUACGUCUCAGCUCUCCGCUGCUGAUCAGACUCCUUACCAGGAACAGUGUUUGUGUCACUUGAGGCUAGGAUUAUUGCACUGUCUGUCUGUUGUGUCGUAGCAUCGCAUUUACGCUGUAUUGGUUUUGCACUGUGUUGUCCUGUUUGGACUACAGGAAGAUGUUUGCAAAGAUGCCUAUUCACUCAACUUUUCUUUUCCAAUUCAGUCGCGCCGUUGGGUGUGCAGAGUGUUUUCAUUUCUGUGUAAAGCUAAAAAGGAAACAGACUGAUCUCUUCUCACUGGAAACGCAUCGCUUAUGCACUUAUUUUCUCAGUGGUUUCUUACUGCCUGAUUCCCUCAACAUUUCUUUUCUAUUUUGUGGCGGUAUGUUGCUUUAUUUCAGUAUGAUAGGUCGUGUGAGCUACUGGGCUGAUUGUUUAAGUCAAAACAUGAAACAAAAUCUAUAAAUGCUAAACUUGGACUGCUUGUAUUUUACACGUGUAAAAAGGUGUCAUAUUUAUUAGUUCCCAAACCCUCUCUUUCAGGUGCAAACAUGGAUUAAUUUAUGCUACUUCACACCAACAAAGACCCGUUCAAGGCUUGUGCAUUUUUAAGUCAUUUAAUUUAACAGAUGAAAGUAUUUGCAUACUGACUUUGUAAUGUGUUUUAAUAUCAGAUUAAAACUGAAAAAAAGU
Labrus bergylta (ballan wrasse) is the source of this 3984-nucleotide messenger RNA. The record is from RefSeq and is a predicted model, not a curated record. Lineage: Eukaryota; Metazoa; Chordata; Actinopteri; Labriformes; Labridae.